This is a messenger RNA of Pterocles gutturalis (yellow-throated sandgrouse), 694 nucleotides long. Its product is annotated as SPRY domain-containing SOCS box protein 1-like. Gene Ontology annotation, cellular component: SCF ubiquitin ligase complex. The transcript has a single exon. The annotation marks the transcript as partial. Lineage: Eukaryota; Metazoa; Chordata; Aves; Pterocliformes; Pteroclidae. The record is from RefSeq and is a predicted model, not a curated record. Gene Ontology annotation, biological process: proteasome-mediated ubiquitin-dependent protein catabolic process. Gene Ontology annotation, molecular function: protein binding.
AUGGGCCAGAAAAUCUCAGGGAGCAUCAAGUCUGUGGAUGUGAGGGAGCCCCCUUAUAGACCUGUUAAACGAGAGUUGAGAGGCCCGGAUUUUUGCAAGCCCGCACGGCUGGACAUGCUGUUGGACAUGCCCCCUGCCAAACUGGAGGUCCAGUACAAACAUGCGUGGAACAACGAAGAUCGUUCCUUAAAUAUAUUUGUAAAGGAAGAUGAUAAACUGACAUUUCAUAGACACCCAGUUGCCCAAAGCACAGAUUGCAUCCGGGGCAAAGUCGGCUACACAAGAGGCCUGCACGUUUGGCAGAUCCACUGGCCCACGCGGCAACGGGGAACUCACGCCGUGGUGGGCGUCUCCACAGCCGAAGCUCCGCUGCACUCGGUGGGAUACACGUCGUUGGUUGGUAGCAACAGUGAAUCGUGGGGCUGGGAUCUGGGGCGCAACAAACUCUACCACAAUUGUAAAAACCAGCCUGGGGUCACGUAUCCUGUCUUUUUGGAACCGGAUGAGUCUUUUGUACUCCCAGACUCCUUACUGGUGGUUUUGGAUAUGGAUGAAGGGACGCUUAGCUUCAUGGUAGAUGGACAGUAUCUUGGAGUGGCCUUCAGGGGACUAAAAGGGAAAAAACUUUACCCCAUAGUCAGUGCAGUUUGGGGGCACUGUGAAAUUACAAUGAGAUACAUCAACGGACUUGACC